AUGAAGGUGAUCGGACUUUUGUUUUCUUUUGUUUUUUUUGCUAUAAAUUGUAAAUCUGAAACAAUAGGAGUUUAUAAUGAUCUCGUUCAUAAGUUAGAAAAAUUAGAAUCAUUAUCAAUCGAUGGGUUAGAACUAUUUCAAAAAAGUCAAGUAAUUGUAAAUUCGUCAUCAAAUACAACUAUUGACCCAUUUACAAGCAAUGAAUUUGCAUUAAAGUUACAAGAAUUUAUUGUAAAUUUUGAAGAAUUAGGAUUUACAGAACAAACAGAAUUAGUAAACUUAAUAAAAAAAUUAGGCCCAAAUAAAUAUGGACUAAAAUAUUUAAUUGAAAGUAAAGAAGAAUUUAAUGGAUUAAUGCACGCAAUAAAUUUUUACUAUGACGUGCUUAGAGAUAAAUUAAAUGAUAUGUGUGCAAAUAACUAUUGUGAAAUUCCUGAACAUCUUAAAAUCAAUGAAGAAGAAAUUGAAAUGCUUAAGAAAGUAGUCUUAGGCUAUAGAAAACCAAUCGAAAACAUUCAAGACGAUAUUGUAAAAUUAGAAGAUUACAUUAAAAGAAAUAAAUUAACUGCUGAAACCUUAAACAAUCUUAUUACUGAAGAAACAAAAAAAAUAACAAUUGAGAAUGAAGCAGAGUGCACAGAUACUACUUGCGACGAAAGUAAAUAUACCACAAAAAAACCAAUAUAUCAAGCUAUGUACAAUGUUAUAUUUUACAAAAAGCAAUUAACUGAAGUAAACAAAGUUAUCGAAGUCUUAGAAAAGAGAGUUUCUACAUUAAAGAAGAACGAAGCCAUAGUACCAUUGUUACAACAAAUUGAAGCUCUCAAGGCUCCAGCUGCCACCACUGAAGACCAAAUACCUGCAUCAGGAAGCAGCGAAGAAACAAAACAAAAUACUGGAAAUGAAAAUGCUGCAGGACAAGGUACUACAAAACAAGACGCUUCAAAACAACCUGCUACAGGACAACCUACUGCAGAACAAACUGGUACUGAACAAAAAGUUCCUACAUCAGCUGGUACUACAUCAUCUGGUACUGAACCAACUAAUGGAGAACAAACUGUUACUGAACAAACUAAUGUACCCGGAACUGCUACAAAAGUAGCUGAAGAACCAGCUUCUCCAGUUGCUCCAGCUGUUCAACCUCUUACAGACGAACAAAAAGCAGCAAAAAUAGCCGAACUUUAUGCUCAAAUUAAAGAAAUUGCAAAAACUAUAAAAUUCAACUUAGACGGAAUAUUUGUCGAUCCAAUUGAAUUAGAAUACUACAAAAAAGAAAAAAAAAAUGAAAGCUGCCAUUUAUCAGAUUCAUCUUGCCAAACAAAGAAAGCACCUGAAACUGUAAUACCAUUAAAUGUACGUUAUCCAAAUGGUAUUGGCUAUCCAUUAUCUGAAGAUGUUGUUUACGGAAAAAUUGCUCAUAAUGACGCUGAAACAACUUAUGGUGAUUUAACAAAUCUCGAUGGUACACCAAUAACAGAAGAUUUAGCCACAAAUGAAGACGCAAGAAAAAAUUUAAUGAAAGCUAUUAAAAAGAAAAUCGAAGAAAAAGAAAAAAAAUUAGUAGAAUUAAAAGCUGAUUAUGAUACUAAACUUGCAGCAUUUAAUGAACAAAAAGCUCCAUUCAAAACAGCAGCUGACGAAUUUCAUAAAACAAAAUUUAGAAAUAAAUUGACUACUGUAAUUUUUGACAACUUCAAAACAAAAAGAACUGAAUAUAUGGCCAAGAAAGCCGAAUUAGAAAAUUGUGAAUACGAAAAUGCUAAAAAAGCCAUUAAUAAAUUAAAUAAACAACUUAAUUAUUUACAAGAUUAUGAAUUAAGAAAAGAAAUAGUUAACAUUGAAAUUGAAUAUUUUUCAAGUAAAAAAUCAGAAUUACAACAUAAUAUUAAUAAAUUAUCAAGUGCUGUUCAAGCAAAACAAAAUACAUUAGCUGCAUCAAAAGAUAUUCCACUUUCAACACUUGUUGAAUUACAAAUUCAAAAAUCUUUAUUAACAAAACAAAUUGAACAAUUAAACAAAACUGAAGUAUCUUUAAAUAAAGCUCACUUAAAAGGCAAGAUAUAUGUUCCACAAACAUAUGGUAAGGAAGGAAAACCAGAACCAUACUACUUAAUAGCUAUAAAAAAAGAAAUUGACAGACUUGCCAAAUUUAUCCCUAAAAUUGAUGAUAUGAUUGAGAAAGAAAAGCAAAAAAUGGAACGCGAACAUGUAGCUACCGGAGAAUCUGAACCUGAAUCUUCAUCUUCUGGCAAUACUGCUGGAACAUCAACACAAACCCAAGAACAAACCCAAGCACAAAAUGCACAAACUACACCAGCAGCAGGAGCAGCAGCAGCCCCAGCCGCGCCAGCCGCACCAGCACCAGCAGAAAAAGCAACAGAAGCAACAACAAAAACAGAAACAGCAACAGAAGAAUCAACAGAAGAAUCAACAGAAGAAUCAACAGAAGCAUCAACAACACAAGAAGGAACUACUCCAACUUCACCAGUCUCAGAAGAAGCACAACCUACAGCAUCCGAAACACCAGCAGAGGUACCAGCACCAACCCCUGCAGCACCAGCCCCAGCAGCAGCAGAAGCAGCACCCGCAAAACCAGUUAUGACAAAAUUAUAUUAUCUUGAAAAAUUAAAGAAAUUUUUAACAUUUUCAUAUUCAUGCCAUAAAUAUGUUUUAUUACAAAACUCGACCAUAAACAAAGAUGCUUUAAGCAAAUAUGCUCUUACACCAGAAGAAGAUAAAAUAAGAACAUUAAAGAGAUGCAGUGAAUUAGAUGUAUUGUUAGCUAUUCAAAAUAAUAUGCCUACUAUGUAUUCACUUUAUGAAAGUAUAGUUGAUGGCUUACAAAACAUUUAUACUGAAUUAUAUGAAAAAGAAAUGGUGUAUCAUAUAUAUAACUUAAAAGAUACAAACCCAGCUAUUAAAGCUUUAUUAGUAAAAUCUGGCGUCAUUGAACCAGAACCAGUAGCCCCAACACCAGUAGUACCAGCAGUACCAGAAACUACACCAGUAACAUCAGAAACUACACAAGUAACAUCAGAAACUACAUCAGUACAAGAAACACCAGUACAACAACCAUCUGAAACAACAACACCAGAUGCACCAAAAGCACAAGAAGCACAAGAAACACAAAAAGCAGCAUCACCAGAAGGAUCAGAUACAAAUGCAUCAAAAGCACCAGAAGUCCCAUCCGCACCCGCACCAGCACCAGCACAACCAGCAUCACCACAAUCAUCAUCAACACAACCAGCAAACACUGAUGCAAGUACUAAAGUACGCGCAGAAAGUGAAGAUGAAAUGUUUGUCGAUGAUUUUGAAUUAGACAAUUUUUACAAAUCAUACUUACAACAAGUUGAUGGAAAUAAUACUCAAUUCAUAAACUUUAUAAAAUCUAAAAAAGAAUUAAUAAAAGAAUUGAACCCUGAAAAAGUAAACCAAUUAUAUCUUGAUAUUGCACACUUAAAAGAAUUAUUAGAACAUUACUAUAAUCGUUAUUAUAAAUAUAAAUUAAAAUUAGAAAGAUUAUAUCAAAAACAUGAACAAAUUGCAGCAGCUAAUCAAAAAGUUAAAGAAGUUAGCAUAUUAAAAGCACGAUUAUUAAGAAGAAAAAGAUAUAUUAAUGGUACAUUUUAUGUAUUACCAGGUUUUGUAAAUUUCUUUAACAAGAGAAGAGAAGCUGAAAAGCAAUACGUAGAUAACGCAAUAAAAAAUACUGAUAUGUUAUUGAAAUAUUACAAAGCUCGUAGUAAAUAUUUUACUUCUGAAGCUGUUCCUUUAAAAACAUUAACUAAAACAUCAAUUGACAGAGAAGCCAACUACUUGAAAAUUGAAAAAUUCAGAGCAUACACCCGAUUAGAAUUAAGAUUAAAGAAAAAUAUUAACUUAGGAAAAGAAAGAAUUUCAUAUGUAUCUGGUGGUUUACACCGUGUAUUUGAAGAAUUUAAAGAACUUUUAGAAAAUAAAAAUUACACCGGAAAAUCUAACUCUGAAAAUGCUCCUGAAGUUUUCAAGGCAUUCGAACAAUAUAAAGAAUUACUUCCAAAGGGAGUAACAAUUCCAGCUCCAGCAGUUACACCUGUAGUCACCCCUCCAGUCACACCUGUACCUACACCAGCCGCAGAUACAGCAACAAACCCACCAGCUAAUGCAACAACAACCCCAUCAGCUGAUGUACCAGCGUCCACAGUACAAUCAGGAGAAGGAGAAAGCGCUACACAAGUACAAGGAAGCAGUGAUAAUGAUGAUGAUGAUAUGGAUCAAAUUGGAAGUGCUCAAUCCACAGAUGUACAAGGAACAGAGACACAAGAAAAAGAUAUUCUUGAGGCAUUUAAAAAUGAAGGUGAAUAUAUAUACACAAAGAGCUUAGGUAAUACAUAUAAAUCAUUUAAAAAACACAUGUUAAAAGAAUUUACAUUAAUUACAGAAGACAUAAUAAAUGGAUUAAACUAUAAAUUAGAAAAAAGAAAUGAUUUCCUUGAUGUAUUAAGCUAUGAAUUAGUUUUAUUCAAAGAUGUAAAUACCAACAAAUUUGUUGUUAAAAACCCAUACCAAUUAUUAGACAAUGAUAAGAAAGACAAACAAAUGGUAAAUUUAAAAUAUGCCAUUAAAGGUGUAAGUGACGAUAUAGAAACUGUUACUGACGGAAUUGCAUUCUUUAACAAAAUGAUUGAAUUAUACAAACCUCAAUUGAACGCAGUAAAAGAACAAAUUGCUGCCCUAGGAAAUGAAGCUACCGAUGCUGAGAAAAAGAAAUACGUUCCAAUCUUUGAAGAUCUUAAAGAGUUGUAUGAAACCAUAUUGGAAGGAGCAACAGAAUUUUCAGAAUUAUUACAACAAAAACUUGAAAAAUACAAAAUUGAAAAAGCUGGAUUUGAUAUUUUAAUGGGAAAUUUAGAAACAUACAUAAAAAUUGAUGAAAAACUUGAAGACUUCAUAGAAAAUGCAGAAAAAAAUAAACACAUUGCCUCAGUAGCUUUAAGUAACUUAAAUAGAUCUGGUUUGAUAACUGAAGAUGAAUCAAUGAAAAUAUUAGCAAGAAUGUUUAACAUGGAUUUAUUAGAUGUAAAUGACAAUCAUGUAUGUGUUAAUACACAAAAUAUUCCAGAAUUUGGUAGAUGUUUUAAAUAUGAUAAUGGUCAAGAGGAAUGGAAAUGUAUGUUAGGUUACAAAAAAAAUAAUGAUAAGUGUGAAAAAGUUGAAAAUCCUACCUGUACUGAAGACAAUGGUGGAUGUUAUUCAAAGGCUGAAUGUAAAGAGACGAACGAUCCCAAAAAAAUUGUAUGUACUUGUUUAGACCCAACUCCUAAUCCAUAUUAUGAUGGUAUAUUCUGUAGUUCUUCUGGAUUUAUGGGAUUGUCAAUUAUAUUGAUCAUCACAUUAAUUGUAUUUAAUUUAUUUUAA
Molecule: messenger RNA, 5397 nt
Organism: Plasmodium vinckei vinckei
Lineage: Eukaryota; Apicomplexa; Aconoidasida; Haemosporida; Plasmodiidae
Product: merozoite surface protein 1
Exons: 1
Coding region: 1-5397 (1798 amino acids)
Cellular component (GO): membrane
Source: RefSeq, a predicted model, not a curated record